Lichtheimia ornata is the source of this 426-nucleotide messenger RNA. RefSeq lists its product as uncharacterized. The transcript has 2 exons. The coding region runs from base 1 to 426 and encodes 141 amino acids. The record is from RefSeq and is a predicted model, not a curated record. NCBI's taxonomy places the organism in Eukaryota, Fungi, Mucoromycota, Mucoromycetes, Mucorales, Lichtheimiaceae.
AUGUUUGUUAUAGGUGGCAUUGACGAAGAUAGCAACCGCAUCAUUGUCGAAGUGGAUGAAUCCAAAUUUGGGAAGCGUAAAAGCCACAAAGGCCAUCGUGUUGAAGGUGUGUGGGUUGUUGGCGGUGUCGAGCGUACUCCUGAACGCAAGAUUUUUGUGACAACCGUCGAAGAUCGCAAGAAGGAUACUUUGCACCUCAUCUUGAGUAAUUACAUCAAAGAAGGUAGCGAAAUUCGAACAGACUGUUGGAAGGGGUACAAUGGUCUCGCACGUAUUCCUGGCAAACGCUACCGCCAUGAGACUGUCAACCACGCCAAGGAGUUCAAGACUGCAGCUGGUGUUCAUACAAAUACCAUCGAAGGAACCUGGAAUGGCAUCAAGUCCAUUAUUAAGGCCCGCCACAGAAGAGCUCCGAUCAUGAAGUAG